AUGAACGUUGGUGCAGAUUUCCCUUCCGCUGAGUCUGUGGAUUUCUCUUAUAUUGAAUACGAGAGUAAUUAUAUCAAUAAUUCAGACAAAUCACCAAUGAUACCUUUUAUGAAUUAUCAGCGUUUGUUUGUUGGUCUACUACCUUCGUCGUAUUUAAGAUCUAGCUAUCAUCGAAUGCUAAGAAGAGUUAUCUAUUUGUGCAUCGGUAUCACACUUCUAUUAUUUUUAUGGUUAGCAUUUUACAUAUCUGAUUCAACAUGGUUUAGUAGGCUACUUCAAUGUAAUUAUGACAAUAAAUUUACAGGUCGUGUAUCUAUAUCCCCGGACCCUUGGAGUAAAACACGUUUUACACAUAUAAGUGAUAACGGUAAUAUUAAUUAUCAUCAUAGUAAUAAUAAAAUUAAACAACAAAUAGCAGGAGUAGCAACGACAAAAACCAACUAUGUAUAUGGUGUUGUGUUCGACGCUGGAAGCACUGGAAGCCGUGUUCACAUAUUCAAACUAGUUCAUAAUCCCUUAGAUCCUUUCAAACCGUUUAAACUAUUGGAUGAUAAAUAUCAUCAUGUUCAACCUGGUUUAUCUUCAUAUGCGGAAAAACCAGAGGAGGCAGCAUUAAGUUUAACGAAAUUAAUUAAUAUUGCUGAAACUAGUCUUCCUGUUGAUGUGUGUCGUAAUACUCCAGUUAUUUUAAGAGCUACCGCUGGUCUUCGUCUAAUUUCUGCGCAUAAAGCAGAGAAUAUUUUAAAAGCUGUACGACAUAGAUUAUCUCAAACUUGUUUUAAACAAUUACCUAACGCUGUAACUAUUAUGGAUGGAUUUUAUGAAGGUCUAUAUUUAUGGUUGACAUUAAACUUUCUCAAUAAUCGUUUAUCAAAUGGAAAAGCACAAAAGAAUCAUGCAGUGAUUGAAAAUUCACUUACACAAACAAUUGGCACAUUAGAUCUAGGUGGAGGUUCUACACAAAUCACAUUUAUUCCCACUGAGUUAAAUACCCUCAACAAUGCACCUGAUAAUUUUAUUACAUAUUUUGACGUACAAAAUAGUAAUGAUAAACCGAAACAAAAGAUCUAUUCACAUAGUUACUUAGGCCUAGGACUAAUGUCUGCACGUUAUUCAAUGUUAUAUAAUGCAACUGAACAUUUUAAGUUAAUUACUGAAGGAAAGAAAGAGUUUUUUCAUCCUUGCUGGCCUAAUAAUGUAACUAUUAAAUGGAAUCAUGCCGGUAAAGAUUGGCAAAUCAGUCGUAUGAAUCAUUCAAUGUCUAAAUCUUUAUUAUCAUUUAUUAAAACAAAAUCAAUUUAUCAUCAUCAAGCAGCAAUUGAACCGGUCAAUGUUAAUGCUAAUAAUAUUGAUAAUGAUCAUCUAAUGUUGUGCUAUGCUUUAGCAGUGAAUGUAUUACAAAAUCCUGUUGAAGGUGAUAUAAAUGUUAUCAGAUAUCCGCCAAACAAUAAUAUUGUUCAUCAACCAGUGGAAGUGAAAACACGUGAAUUUUAUGCAUUUUCAUAUUAUUUCGAUUUAGCUGUUAGUGUUGGUUUAAUACAUGAAAAUACUGGUGGAUUUCUUACAGUGAAUGAUUUUCAAAAUGCUGCUGAACGAGUUUGUCGUAACCCAAAUCCUCAGAAACCAUUCGAUUGCAUGGAUCUUAGUUUUAUCACUGCAUUAUUGCAUAGUGGUUAUGGGUUCCCGUCAGAUAAAAAAAUUGGAUUUUUUAAAAAAGUCAAUUCUUUUGAAAUCAAUUGGAGUCUUGGUGCCUUAUUUUCAGAAAUCACCAGAUUCCGUAACAUUCUAUCUGAAAUGAAACUGGAUAUCAGAGAUAGUAAAUCUGAUGUUGGACGAAGUGCAUGUGAUAUAAUCAAGGCUAUCCUUUUAGACUCAACUAAGGAUAACCGUAUUGUUACAAUCGGUUUAUCUGGUGGGAGUAUGCCUCAUCUUCUUGCACCACACCUUUGCUCUUUCUCGGAAAUCAAUUGGGAACUAGUUCAUUUCUUUUAUUGCGAUGAAAGACUAGUUCCAUUAGAUAGUGAAGAUUCAAAUCAUCAUUGCUACCAAGAACUACUCUACUCUAAAAUUAACAUUCCAUCCUCAAAUAUUCAUACUGUUAAUACAACAUUAUCAUUAGAAGAUUCAGCUGCUGAUUAUCAGAAACAGCUCUUAUCAUUCUUUGGAACAGCUAACGGUUAUCCACGUUUCGACCUACUGCUUCUUGGUAUGGGUCCAGAUGGUCAUACAUGCUCCUUAUUCCCUGAUCACAAAUUGCUCUAUUCUGUUCACCAAUCACCUAAUCCAGGUCCUUCUAUGCCAUGUUCAUUAAUUCAUCCAGUCUAUGGAGAAUUAAUAUGGAUUGUAGAUAAAGCUGCUGCCAGUUUAUUGAAUACAUAA
Messenger RNA from Schistosoma intercalatum, 2379 nucleotides. NCBI's taxonomy places the organism in Eukaryota, Metazoa, Platyhelminthes, Trematoda, Strigeidida, Schistosomatidae. The record is from the annotation of a GenBank genome assembly.